AUGGCUUCCCCCGCCUUCGCCGCUGCGGGUGCUGGCGUAGCUGUCAUUUUGGCACGAGAUGAGAAGCUCGGAACCGUGGCAACUGGUGCAGCAGCUGCAGCAGGAGCUUUGAGCGGCUACGCUCUUUGGCAAUACCUGUCUUCAGAUGGUGCCGGUCGUGCGUUGCGCACAUUUGACGGCAUCUUGGGUCGAGAGGUGGAGCAAAGGGUGAUGGAUCUUUGCGGUGGAGAAGCCAGCCUUUCUUUGCGUUUAGCCGCGCGUGCAUGCAGCGAUGACGAGGAUGGUGGUGUGGAGCAUCUACGCCGAAUUUGCAAGAAGAAAGGAGUUUCUUCCGCCGUGGGAACACGUGCGGUGAAGCUUUUGUCAAGGGACCUCCCGGAAGAGGACAGAGACCUACAAACUUUAGAGGACGCGCUGGCGCUUGCAACCUUUUCACAAAAGCUUCAAAUCCUGAACGAGGAAGAUCCCAAGACGCAGCUCCCAAGACUCUGGAAGAAGAUGAGCCAGAAGGCUAGAAUGUCAGCGCUCUCUUUGGACUAUGCUGCGCUUGGUGGCGGCAUGUCCGGAGCUGCUGCUUUGUGCGCUUUGCUGGAGGUCAUAGCAGCGGGAAGUGCGGCAACAGGCGAAGUGCCAAACUUGCCAGACCUCAUCGUGAAGACGUUGCAGUCCAGUUGGAAGGAGGCAGUCGCCAAGAAUGACUUUGAUGCUGAGUUUUGCAACAUCAUCGUGAAGGAACAUCCAGAAUUGAAGGAGCUGCUUGAGAGUUCCCUUCUCAGAGGCCACAACAUCAUCAACAUCAUCGGCUAUCUUGUGGAACUUCUGCAGGGCAAACGUAUCCACCACUUUCAGAGAAUCGCCCAUGCUCUGGCAGUUGCUGGCCACAUGGCUGGCCUCAGAUUGCUUCACCUGGCAAGGGUCAAACAUGCGUUGGUCGACAUCAUGACCAAAGUUGCGGAACAGCAGGGCUCGAACUCGAAGGCCGUCAACCGGGCGUGGCAUGCUUUCUUCUAUGCCUUCGGAGCCGUGGCAGCGCCGUACCUAGUGACAGAAGACCGCCUUGAAGAGAUCGCUGCCGCUACAGCUUCUGCAUUACCAACUCCUGGCGGAGGGCCGCAUGCUGCCAUUGCUUCAGUUCAUGGAACCGCUCUCCUGGAGAUGUGCUUGCGCAUUUCGAAUCCAAAGGGUGACGCCAUUCCUGCAGAUUUACUGCCAAAACUGCGAGACAACAGUCGCAAAUUGAUCCAAUGUGCACGAGAUGAUGCAAACGUCUACUGCGGUUUUUUAGCAGCAGUGUAUGCAACAACCAGUGAGGACGACCUUGAGAGGCUCCGAUGGCUGAAGAAAGCGACAGAGGUACCCGUGUCUGUAGCAGAGCUUGCGCUCAAAACAGGCACAGCUUGUUUGCACAGCAAACGAGUUGUCAAGCAGAGCUUGAAGGGUGACUGGAUUGCCGGGGCCAAGUUGCUGCGGACUGGACUUGAGAUCUCUCUGAAGAAUGUGUCGAUCAACCUCCGCAGUCUGGGGACCAAUCGUUACAGUGAAAUCAGUGAUCGCUUAGCAAAGCUGCGAGAAUUUGAGCCACCCUGGGAGGAUCUCUUGGACAUGAUGUGA
Molecule: messenger RNA, 1611 nt
Organism: Cladocopium goreaui
Lineage: Eukaryota; Dinophyceae; Suessiales; Symbiodiniaceae
Source: the annotation of a GenBank genome assembly